GAAAGUUCAGUUUGCUGUUAUUGGUGAAAGUCGGAAUCGUGUUCGGUUUAUUUGUACAGAAGAUGGAUAAACGAAGGACGCCUUGAAGUUGGCGUUGUCAUGUCAGCUAGGCUUCGCGGCUGAGUCAGAACAAGGGGAGGCGGUGUGUUGUUUCGGGUGUGUUCAGUAUCUCAGCGAGAAGUCUGGCUGAUGUCCGCGGAGACAGUGUUGCCUCCAGAGGGGCCUGCAGGGCCGGACGAGCAACAAGAAGAGAGCAGUUUGCUUUUGGAUAUUUCUCAAGAUACAUGCCAAAAUGAUACUAAGGAAUCUGAUACCACAGAGCUGAGCAGAACGUUGUCUUCUCAAGAGCACUGUGCUGAUGGACAGGGCAAUGGGAUGGGAGAGAGCCAAACACAUUCUGAACCUGUAAGAGUCCAGCCUCAGUCUUCAGGGCUUCUGCAGCUACCCAGUGAGGGAGAAUCUAAACAGCUGCACAAUGGUCUGCACCCAGGCCUGAGUAAUGGCCACAGAACUACACGAGGGUUAACACAGCCUGCAGCCCCUUCUGCUUCUUCAUCUGAGACAAGGAAACAUCCACCUCCCGUGUCUCAGCGCAUGCAGAAGAAACUCCGUUCCAGCCUGUCCGUCAACAGUGACAGCAGCAGAAAAAGCAAAGGCAGUUCUACGGGCUCCAACAAACCUGGUUCCUCUCCAGAGGACUGCUGUGUGCACUGCAUCUUAGCCUGUCUGUUCUGCGAGUUCCUCACCCUGUGCAACAUGGUGGUAGCUCAGGCAUCAUGUGGUGCCUGUACAUCAGAGGCCUGCUGUUGCUGCUGCUGCGCGGAUGACCUCGGUGACGACUGCAACUGUCCCUGCGACAUGGACUGCGGCAUCAUGGAUGCCUGCUGCGAGUCCUCAGAUUGUCUGGAGAUCUGCAUGGAAUGCUGCGGGAUCUGCUUCCCCACAUAAAAGCCUCGCUCGCCUGUAAAGAGAAGCACACGAGGUGGUGCCUAUAUUUGAAAAUAUGCGUGUGUGUGACCAUGCAUGUAUGUAUUUACACACUUCAGUGAAAAAUACAUUUAUAAACUAAAAGGACUUACACAUUACACGUGUGUAUGUUAAAGCCAUGUACUGUUUUGUGUUACUAUGACUGUUAAUUACUCUAUUAUCUCAUCUGCUUUUAAAAAUAUUACUGGAUAGACUUUUCUGAAAAUGAUCGAUUACUACAUGUCAUUACACAGGUCUUUUAUUCAUUUUAAUGGUUUAUGACUUACUGUUUAUAUCACUAACAAGCGAACAAAUACAUCUAUUCAUUUCCUGUUUACAUGUGCAGCACCUGGUCAUAUGUAAACACAAUUUUGAGGCCAAAGUGGGUGUAGGCCCCUGGGAAUCAUCAGCCUUUGGCCUUUAUAUGAGCUGUAAGUGUGUGGGCCACUGUUGGGGCCAGGUUGUACUAUAAGUGGACAUGCAUCUUUGUCAAGUAUUAAAGCCCCAAGUGAGACCGCACAUGUGAGCCAGUAAUAGUGCCAAGGUAGGUUACAUGUGAAAACUAUGUAGGCCAUUGUCUUUUGGCACCGCAUGACAACAAAAGUAAUUAAUGUAAUGGUUUCAUUAUUUCUUACCCUUACAUGUUGCACUAAUCAUUAACAAAUGGUCACUGACAGAUCCAAACAAACAGCUCAAGAUCAAUAGUUUUUUUUAAUUGU
Trichomycterus rosablanca is the source of this 1685-nucleotide messenger RNA. It is a transcript of the gene mdfic, whose product is annotated as MyoD family inhibitor domain containing. The record is from RefSeq and is a predicted model, not a curated record. The transcript has 5 exons. Lineage: Eukaryota; Metazoa; Chordata; Actinopteri; Siluriformes; Trichomycteridae. Bases 190 to 948 code for a protein of 252 amino acids.